Molecule: messenger RNA, 752 nt
Organism: Drosophila eugracilis
Lineage: Eukaryota; Metazoa; Arthropoda; Insecta; Diptera; Drosophilidae
Exons: 3
Coding region: 17-679 (220 amino acids)
Source: RefSeq, a predicted model, not a curated record
UUGAACGGUCCUCAAAAUGAAAUUUAGUUGGAUUAUUAUUACGAGUAUCCUAGUUUUUUACCUGACGAAUCCAUCGGAAUCUCUUCUAUGGCCAGCCUCAUCUAAUUUGGGUUUGACCCUAUCUGUGUCCGUACCCAUUGCUGAACUGUUUCCAGAGCGUCGCAUACUGAUCGAUUGGUGCUUUGCCAUCUCCUACACAUAUCCCUAUAACCUAACAGAGUUUUAUAGCAUACCAAUUUGGCCAGGAUUUGGCAAUUAUAAAGCUAAACGAGAAGUUCCACAACUAGAACUGACGGAUGAGAACUUCUAUACAAAAUAUGGACACGAUGAAGGGAACGGUAUGCACCCCAAGGAUUUUUCAGCUGGGCAACUCUAUGCCUUUCUUGAGGAUACGUUAGCGGGCUAUGGCUUCCAUGAGACAUGUUUGCUUAGAAGUGUGUGUGAGCUAGCACAACAUCCCUUUGAUGACAACCAUCGGCACAUGCUAAGCGAUAUUGUGACCUUUGUUUUGAGUCCGUCCCAACACGAUGGUUUCCGGGAUGAUGAACUUGUUUACAGGAAGGUCUACGAACAGGCCGAACAAGAUGGAUUUCUUGGUCAAGAUUGUGUGAGAUUAUAUUCCCAUUGCAAGCAAGAUCUCUUACAACUCAUGAGCCGAGUCAUAUUUCUCGAGAACUAAUAAAACCGUUGGAAAUAGGCCUACAUGUAAAUUGCAAUGUUUCUUUGUUUCAUUAGCAACUGUUGGGAGCCUC